This is a messenger RNA of Lucilia sericata (common green bottle fly), 851 nucleotides long. Its product is annotated as protein D3-like. The coding region runs from base 134 to 769 and encodes 211 amino acids. The transcript has 2 exons. The record is from RefSeq and is a predicted model, not a curated record. NCBI's taxonomy places the organism in Eukaryota, Metazoa, Arthropoda, Insecta, Diptera, Calliphoridae.
UUCUAUAAAUUUUAUAUAAAAACUGGUUUUAAUUUAAGUAUUGAUUUAUUUACUUUUGAAACUUCGCUGUUUGUUGUUGAACGAAAUAAGUUGAAAUAACAAAAGAAAAUUGUUCAUAUUAUUAACAAACCAGAUGGCUAAACAGUUGGUUGUUGUAUUUAUCUGUUUUUGGGCCUAUUUCCAGUUGGCCCAAAAUGCAGCUGCUGACAGUGAAGUGGAACAAGUAUUUAAGGACAAUGAAAUAAUACCCGAUGUAUUGCAGGAGGCACCCAAGGAAUUUUUGAAGGUUUCAUAUGACGGUGGCUUGGAGGUUAAUAAAGGCAACGAAUUGACACCAACACAAGUUAAGCAACAACCCAAAGUUGAGUGGGAGGCAAAAUGUGCGGAUUAUUAUACCCUAAUAAUGACCGAUCCUGAUGCACCUAGUCGUGCUAAUCCUAAGGUUAGAGAAUUUCGUCAUUGGUUGGUGGCCAAUAUACCCGGAAAUAAAAUUGAUCAAGGUGAAGUGGUGGCUGCUUAUGUGGGUUCAGGACCACCGAAAGGCACCGGUCUACAUCGUUACAUCUUCCUUUUAUACAAACAACCAGGAAAGAUCGACAUUGAUGAACCGCAUGUUGCCAACAAUUCGCGUCGUAAUAGACCCAAUUUUAAGGCAGCUAAAUUUGCUGAAAAAUAUAAUUUGGGUGCUCCUGUGGCUGGUAAUUUCUAUCAGGCUCAAUAUGAUGAUUAUGUACCCAUCUUACAUGCCCAGUUAUCUGAGGAUAAUUAAAAUGUUAUCAACUUUUUUUUAAUAAAAAUUUAUUCAUAUUUUUUUACGCAAAGUAAAAUAAAACUAAAAUAAAAAAAUUUCA